UUAUAUUCGAAGAAACAUUGGGGAAAGAGAAUAGAAGCUGCUUCCGAAACAUCGUCUAAGCUCAUUUCUCGGUAAUAAAGAUGUGGUUCUUAUUCGUUGCUCUUCUACCACUUGUUAUCUCGGGUAAAGAUGUAUGCCCAGAUGGCACACUUUGUCCCGAAGGAAAAGUGUGUUGCCCGGAGAGUGAUGCCAAGUUUGGCUGUUGCAACAGCGACUUAACGAUGGGAUCUUUUGACGUCGAGCAACAACAUGUAAUGGGAGCACCUUCUAUAAUUGCCGAGAAUGCUACUUUUCCUAAUCGCUGGUGCAACUGCCCCCGGGGAACAUGUUGUGACAAUUUCUGCUGUCAGCUACAAGCAGCGCAGUGUUGCAGAAAUCCUUCAAAGUGUUGUGGAAAUGGAUGGAUAUGCUGCGGAAAUGGUCAGUGGUGCUGCAGAUGGAAUCAAAUCUGCUCGGCAGCUUAUGGUUUUUGUUUAAACAAAUAAUAAUUUUAAAAUCAUAUUGAUAUCCAUUCUGUAUUAUGUAGACUACAUAGUCCGAAAGAUUUGUGAAAGUCUUUUCCGUGCUGAAGGUUAUUAAAGCGUAUUAUACAUUAUGA
Molecule: messenger RNA, 598 nt
Organism: Stegodyphus dumicola
Lineage: Eukaryota; Metazoa; Arthropoda; Arachnida; Araneae; Eresidae
Source: RefSeq, a predicted model, not a curated record